Molecule: messenger RNA, 6482 nt
Organism: Orbicella faveolata
Lineage: Eukaryota; Metazoa; Cnidaria; Anthozoa; Scleractinia; Merulinidae
Product: polycystin-1-like
Biological process (GO): calcium ion transport
Cellular component (GO): plasma membrane
Molecular function (GO): monoatomic cation channel activity; protein binding
Source: RefSeq, a predicted model, not a curated record
UAAUCCCACUAUUUACAGAUGCAAUAUUCAUCGAACUUUGCCUGUAUUAAGUUUCCCAAAAAUUAACGAAUCGAAAACGAGUGUUUGCGACAGCUGUCCGAGAAGCCUUUGUGUAUAACGCGUGGAAACGAGUGUGUUUGUUAGCUAAACUAUAAUUAACCCGGCCUGACCGAACUUUCACUCAUUCGCUGGCAGAUUGCUUUUUUUACCUCGAGAUCAGAGCGAGCUUCGCAAACUCAUUCCGGAAACCAGUGACACAUUGGAUCUUACAGAAUGACAUUCAAAUUCAGUUUGGUUGAGACGUGUAUGUGAAAUGACGAAUUUGUUAUGAGUUAAACAGAAUUUGUACGAAAUUGUUUGCUUAUCUCCCUGAGCUGGUCUCGUUCUACUCUUUAAAGCUGAUUUAGCGUAUCGCGGAUAUGAAGAGAUUUUAGCGCAAGGAUGGCCACGAGAAGCUGGUAUUUCACCUUUGUGACUGUGGCGGCUUUGGUCAAUUAUAUAGGAGCAAUUGAUGUCGAAAAUCUUAAACUUGGCUGCUAUACAGAAUCGCCGCUAAACCGAGAAUUUCGUGUAUCGCCCGGGGACUAUCAACCAUGGAGCCUUACUCCGUACGUUUGCGUAAAACUCUGUGGGAACAUGAAAUACAACUUGGCCGCUCUUCAAAAUGGCAACUUGUGUUUUUGCGCCAAUGCAUUCAAUUCUUCGCGGGCGGAAAGCUCGAACUGUAAUGUAAACUGCAGUGGCGACGAAAAUUACGUUUGUGGAGGGACAUGGGCAAAUUCAGUUUACAAUUCAAGCUCUUACGCUGACGACCUAGUUGUAAACUACUUGGGCCCCGUCGCUGUUUUUGAGUGGGUUAAUCUAACUGCCGAAUUUGUGAACAGAAGCGAUCCUGGAUUGCGCGUUGCGUUUGACAUUGGAGAUGAAAACGGAGACUCCCCCGGGGUCAGCGCGAAGUUUAAAUUCAGGGCGUCUUAUUGGGGUAAAAUCACCGUUAAAGCUCAGCCGUUAAAUGUAGAUCCAAAGUUGGAUUAUAAAAAGCGCGAUGUGUACAUUCAAGCCAAGCCAGGGACAGCGGAGUUGAAUUGUCCCUCAGUUGUUCGAACAGGGGAAACAUUUCGCUGUAUCGCGAAAAUAUACGAAGGGACAAGUCUUACAGCGACAUGGCUUUUUCAAGAUGGAAAGGAAAGAAACAUUUCAUUACCAAACCCACUUUACGUACGGGCUGGCCCGGCCAUACCGCAGUGGAACGUGCCAGGUCUAACUUCCUCAUAUGGUCCAGGACUGUUUUUACUUCCCACAUCCCAGUUCUCUUCUGAAGCACGGAUUUUAGCCCUGGAAAUCUAUGGCUACACAGCGGGGCAAAUAAAACUUUUUGUUGUGAGACCAGUCUGUUCCUUGCCAACGCCUCAUUACUGUCCCGUUAACCUGUCAUGUAAUCAUCAGCAAUGUUCCCCACAGCCUACCUAUCACUGCUCCUCCUCCCUUACUUUUUGCCCAUCAAGGGCUUGCUGUUUUCUGUCGUCGAGUGGAAACUGUUCCCAGUCUUCUAAUUCUACGGCUUUGCACGCAAAUACCUUGAGAAUGACCACUGACUUGGGAGUGUUAACGAUCACUACAGGUUACAACUUGCUUGUUCUUCCCAAGAAUCAAACUUUUAACGUUCAGCCUGGGGACAUGAUAGCAUGGGGCCCGGCAACGGACGGGAAGAUUGCGCAAAAGCCAGGGAGAAGCACAGUGUAUUACUUUUCGGGGUUCGAUUUAAGUAACUUUCUGAUUGGAUCAGAAAUCUCAAUCAACCAAUCAGCGGUGAUUUCUGAGUUGACUUACAUGGUCAACAUUAUUGGGUCCCAGGCUUCAAGUUUCGAGAUGAGCCAUCAGUUCAACACAUCUGGAGAAUACUGGACCCAAGUCAGUUUUUCGAAUACUCUUGGAAACGAUUUGCCGAUAACACGACACAUUCUGGUCCAGACUCCACUUAUUAACGUCAAAAUUGCCUAUCCGCAAGGAUUUUCUUUCUAUGGCACGAAAAUUAACCGCAACGUGGAAAUGACCGUUAAUAUCUCUGCGGAAUCGAAUGUGACUAUCACGUGGACACUUCUCAACUCCAGCUUUUUGUUAAAAAGCCAAACCUUGCGAAGCCUUGAACAGGGCCAUGUUGUGGACAAGCUAAACCACACUUUUCCUAACUUAGGAAUAUACUUGGUUUUUGUUGAAGUAGCGAACAACGUGAGCUUAAUCAAUCGCACCGCUCUAGUGAAUGUUCAAAACGCCUUAUCCGACCUACAUGCAUCUGUGAUUUCGACGCCAAUUUUCUUAGGCGCUCCUACAACCCUGAACGCCUCUGUUGUUGGAACGAACGUUCUACUCAAGUGGAUCUUUGGCGAUGGCACAGACACGCCCUAUGUUUCCAACACAACCGUUGUUCACCGGUUCUCUAAGACAGGAACUCUUAAUGUUUCCGUGAUCGCGACCAAUCUAGCCUCCAAAUUAAUAGCUUGGUUUCCAGUUCACGUUCUACAUCCACUGAGUAUUUCUGUGCCGCUCCAGGGCACGGUGGAUUUGACGAUAAACUCAUCGUGCUCCUUAGUUGGACCUUUUGCCGCGGAUCAAUACUACUGUUGGGAUCACGGAGACGGGAGUACAGAGGAAGGUCUUAACAAAACGCAGGUGUCCCACACGUACACAACGGGAGGCACCUACAGAGUCACUGUUAAGCUUCAAAAUGAAGUACUUGUCAAAGCAGUCUCCGACAUUUUCAUCAUUGAACAAGUCUCAGGUCUUACCCUCGACAAUUUUACCGGAGUAGAGCUGUUUGAUAACCACACCUUUAUUGCUCGGACAGUGACAGGAAACAACCUAACCUAUGAAUGGUAUCUGCACGGUAAUAACACCAUAACUAUAAUGAUAUGUUCGAGUAAUUCUAUAGAAUUCCAUUUUAACCAAACCGGUUUCUACUCGAUCAGCGUAAAUGUCUCCAAUUCCAUAUCCUCCGCGUUUGCUUCGCUCUCGUUUUAUGUGCAACUGCGCAUAGCAGGACUAGGGAUAACCGCUUUCCCGAAUCCUGCGCCGUCCAACAGCACAAUAACGUUUAACAUCACCAAAGGAUCGGGAACUAACGUCAAGUAUCGUCUUGACUUCGGUGAUGGAUUUGUCCUCCGAGAAUUUCCGAAGAGCUAUCUCUUCAAUCGGACAUUCGCUUCCGGUCAGUGGCAAGUAAUUUUCACAGGAGAGAACGCCGUUAAUCAUGUGAUUGUAUUCUAUAACGUGACUGUGCAAGAUCCAGUUGAAAACAUUACUAUAGCCGUUGAGUCUGAGGUCGAGUUUCAUGGAAGAAAAAUCGUGGCGGUUGGGGCUGGCACGCGUUUCUAUAGCAACGUUACAGCUGGCACGGAUGUGUAUUUCCGCUGGAUGUUCGGAGAUGGUGGCAGCAGUCAAACUUUUAAAGGUUCGAGAAUUCCCUCGGGAGAAACUAACCACAAUGUAGGGCACUCGUUCCCUCGCUCGGGACCAUUCAACGUAACAGUAGAGGCUUUCAACGCCAUAAGUCUAUUGCGGACCUGGAUUAUAGUGCACGCGCAACAAAGGAUCGAAGGAUUUAUGUUACUAGUGACUGACCGAGCGAGUCCUGGGGAGGAGAUAAGUUUUGGAUUUUCGCAAACCAAAGGCGACAACGUCAGUUAUGUGGUCAACUAUGGCGACGGCGGACCAAGUCAAGUCCUCACAGCAAAGUCCUUGUUAAAAAGUUUCAACGAAACCGGAGUAUAUAACAUAUCUGUAGAGGCUGUCAAUCAAAUUAGUUCAAAGAAGGUCAGAAAAACUAUUACAGUGCAGCGUAAGAUUCAAGGCCUCGCUUUCGUCUCUCCAAUCAAAGCGGUGGAAACUGGUCAACCGUCUGUUAUAUCGUGGAAAAUCACAGAAGGAAGUGACGUAAUUUUUGUCGUCGACUAUCAGGACGGAAGCGCUCUUGAAAUACUGGACGGGAAUGUUGUAGGCAUGAACGUGACUGUACGCCAUAAUUAUUCAACUUGGGGCGAAUUCAUGGUCAAAAUCACUGCGUACAACUUGGUGGGGCGUAACAAAACGAUAAAAGGCAAAGCCGUGGUAGACGAUCGCAUUGUCGGUCUUGUAGCAUAUGCCCAGCGCAGUACAAUACUUAUGUUUGAAAACGCUGUGAUCGUGGCUUCGAUCUUGAAAGGAAGCCGUGUAACGUACGAGUUUGAUUUUGCUGAUGGUUCUGAGCCUGUACACACUACAAACAACACCGUGACACACCGUUACGCAAAAUAUGGGGUAUUUAACGCCUCAGUUACUGCCAGCAAUACGCUCACAACAGACCUGGUACAUCUUAAUGAGACUAUCACGGUGGAGAAACCGAGCACACCGAUGGAGAUCCGCGGGCUCAAUGUGUCAUGCCAAGCGACCACUCCUGGGAGUGCAAGCGAAAUUCGCAUAAGUUAUGAGUAUGGCUUCCUGUUUCAGUGUGAGAUCGACUUCGGUGAUGAAACAACAGAAACUUAUAGUGACUCAACCCUUCCGUUCCCAUUGCUCCACAGCUACAGCUCCGUCGGUAGCUUUGAGGUGAUCGUUCAGUGUGGAAGCAGCCGAGUCCAAACGACUGCUAAAGUCGACGAAGUAAUCACAGGCCUGAAAUUCAAAACUGGUAAUGGAAAGAUUCUAAAAGAAUUUGGUCAGUCUGUCCAGAUUGAAUGGAUCUGGACGACAGGUACACAUGUCCAACACAGUGUGACCCUAUCGGGCCAUGGUUCAAUUACCAGUCAGCAAACCAGUCAAACAGGGUUUAUCCAGCUUGGUCCUACGCUGUGCCCAACCCCUGGUAAUUACACUGUAAAAAUAGUGUUGUCGAAUUCGGUCACGCCUGCGAAAAAACUUACAGCCAAGGUUACGUUUUUGCAAGAAAUAUCUGGCUUGUCUAUCAGCGUUAAUCCCAUCACUAGAACUGGGUGUCCUGUGCCGGUUUACGUGACUAUUGCAUCAGGGCUGGAUGUAGCAGUGCUGUGGAAAUUCGGCGAUGGGAAUGAUAUUCAUCGUCAAGCCAAAGGGUUUGGAAGCCAGGCAUUUAUCACAAGUAAUAUUUACACCACGCAAGGAAGUUACGAAAUAGCGGUAUGGACGUCAAAUCAAAAUUCUGCAGAAAAUGCGACUGAUUCGAUAACAAUCCAGGAUCCUGUUGAAGGGUUCUCAUUUCAUCAAAACAACACGCUCAUUUGGCCGUCAAGAAAUAUCGUUUUCCAUUUCAGUCGAAAUUCGUCAUUAUCAGAUCUUGUUGGUGCAAAAUACAAAAUUGAGUUUGGUAACGGUGAGAAUUCAGAAGAGGUGCUCAUUAAUCCGAAUCAAACUCAGUUUAGUUAUCGACAUUCGUACUCGCGCCCAGGGUGCUACACGGCCAAAUUGAUCAUAUGGAACUUUGUAAGUCGCGUGGAGUUAACCGCUCCUGUUGACGUCAUAGAACAUAUCAGCAACGCCUCUCUCAAGGCUCUACAUUCCAAAUACUCGGCUUAUCCGGGGACCUUGGGUGGUGGCCCGACGGGAGACAUGUUUCCGUUUGAGUACCCAGUGUCCUUCGCGAUCAUACAAGAUACGGGAACUUGCUUGAAGUACGAUUGGAAUUACGGAGACUAUAUUGAGUUAAUAGAUGUUACAACUCCUAAUACAACGCAUGCGUAUCCUUUAACCGGGACUUACACCGUUACGGCUAAUGUUUCUAACAGCCUCGGGGAGCGGUUUUUACAGCGGUCCAUCACAUUACAGCAUUCAGUGAUGGGUUUGUAUUUAGCUGUCAGUGGUCUGGCGAGACCGGGGAAGAGCGUUACAUUCGUUGUAUUCUGCGCAAGCCUGGGGACGAAUUCAACAUUCGUUUUCAAUGCGGGUAACGGAGGCUAUAAUGUCACGCUCAAGAAGUUUAGCAAUAACUCCAAACUGAAGGCGGAAAGCAAAAUUGAUCCCAACACACAUCUUCCAUUCGAUCCAUCGAGCUAUUACGCCAAGGUUGUCAACCAUGUCUAUUCAAAUCAGGGAAUGUUUGUGGCAAACGUGUGGGCUUGGAAUGAGGCAUCCCAGCAAUCAGCGCGAGCCUCAGUUAUAAUAACAGACAAAGAUGUUCCAGUACCUCGCGUGUCAGUCAUUGGAGGGCUAAAAAGCCUGGUGAACAGCACUGCUCUAAUCUACGGAAGUAAGGUUGCUCUGAGCUCGCAUGUUGAAAUCCAGAGCAAGGAAAGCCACACGGUAACUUUCAAGUGGGUUGUCUACAAAGCGAACACAUAUCGCCCAGCUUCCGAAUCUUCUCUCCCACAGCUACCCCCGGAAUCAGGGCGAGAAGUAAGGUAAGUUAUGGGAAAAAAAUACUCUCCGAGGAACACAGUCAGUGUCAGGUUUGAGGACAAUGCACAUUUUUGUUUAUUAUUCUUAGGAAGGUUUUCUAACAAGGUCUUUGGUAGGCAUAUGACGGGAAGUAGAAAAAU